Molecule: messenger RNA, 1182 nt
Organism: Diaporthe citri
Lineage: Eukaryota; Fungi; Ascomycota; Sordariomycetes; Diaporthales; Diaporthaceae
Exons: 4
Coding region: 1-1182 (393 amino acids)
Source: RefSeq, a predicted model, not a curated record
AUGAGCGACUCCUUCAUGCUCCGGUCUGACUAUGCCGAGAUGGCGAAGGCGGUGCAUUCAGCUUGUGCGGCCAUAUCCACUGUGUUCCUGUCCAUUCGGCUAUGGGCUCGGAAAACUCAAGCAAAGGGCCUGUGGUGGGACGAUUACCUUCUUAUUGCAGCAUGGGUAUUCCAGUUGUGCGGAAACGGAGUGGCGGCUGCUUCGCCGGCAUACGGGUAUAACGUCCGCGACGGCACAUCUCACGGCUGGACACUCGCUUUCGUAUCCUUGACCUUCUUCUACCCGGCAAUAGCGCUGGGCAAGACGGCUUUCACUGCGACACUCCUCCGUGUCUCGAGUGGCAGAACCACCGCGCUGCUUUGGUCUAUCAUUGCGGUCGCUUGCGCUUUCGGAAUCACGAUCACAGUCACGAGCUGGCUCACCCCGUGCGGAAGACAAAUCGACCAUGUCAUACCGACCAUCUGCGUGUCGGCGGACACUCUUAUAUGGAUCCACGUGGGAAACGCCAUCGCCACCAUUUGCACGGAUGUUGUCCUGGCAUAUGUGCCCUGGAGAAUUGUCAACAAAAUAUACAUUCCACAGAACGAGAAAUGGGCCGUUGCUACGUCAAUGAGUCUCGUGGGUCUUUCUGCUGUGGUAUGUAUCGUGAGGACGGUCGUCAGUAGCCUCGGAAUGGAGUUGGAGCGACAGGGCAAGGAUUGGACUUAUGGCUCAGUGGCGUGCUAUGCAUUAAUGCAGGCCGAGAUCACCAUCUAUAUAGCGGCACAAACAAUGCCGUUGAUCCGGGUUAUGCUUCAGGGGAGAUCAAGUAGCCCAGCAUCAGCCCGAUCAAGACCUGCCAUCGGCCCGAACAGUCCUUCAGACAAAGGCAAGUCGCCAGGAACUGGAAUCGAUAACACACAAGAAGCUCGCGCCAGCGUCGAACUUGUACAGUUACCGAGUGGGAGGAUCGUAGCCGCCACCUCCGAAGAAGGCAAAGCCUUCAAGUCGUCCGAGGCCGAAAGGCCGGUCAGUCAGCCGAGGGCAGCACAUGAGCCAGGGAGUACCACGGAGGCGAAUCCAAGAGCAAGUGAGGUGACUGUCGACGAUGAGGUUCACAGGAUCUGGGCCGAGAUGGGCCUGUCAAGGAGGGCUUGGUCGCAGUCACCUUCACCUCAGCCGGAAAGAGUUCGGGACCUUUAA